Molecule: messenger RNA, 777 nt
Organism: Geodia barretti
Lineage: Eukaryota; Metazoa; Porifera; Demospongiae; Tetractinellida; Geodiidae
Source: the annotation of a GenBank genome assembly
CAUGAGUGUCUAUUUCAACCGUAGAAUGCCAUAAAAGAGGUGUGUCCAUCAACUGCAGAUGGACCGUAUUAUAUCAUGACCCCGGAGAGGGUGGUGGGAGACAGGAACAUCUUCUGGAGGGUGGAGGAGGAGAGGGGUAGAGGGGGCGUGGUCACCCACUACAUCAGACUCGCCACCAGCCCCCAACAUGCCUCCACUUUCUUCAUUCGACCUGACUGCAGGAAAAUGGGAAAGUACUUCUUCAUAACCACGUACGACACCAACGGAUCGAAAUGCACAGAAGAUCAACGACGGCAAUCUCGGUGCAGCGAGCAGCCAGUACCUCACGAGCCAGCCACUGCUCUAGAAUAUGAGACCGACGGAGGUAUGUUGUCUUCGCCUGUCAGCCCGCCCGGAGACGCCAACGAAUUUCCACACAUAGUGACGAGUCGCGGUGGUAACUAUGGAAACCGUCGCCAUGGAGACGGUGGCCCCGGCAUGAUGCAUCACCUUGGCGACAGUACGAAGGGAAUUUCUUCGAAUGUGGAGCGCUACGUCCACGUGAGCCGUAAAACCAUAUUCAAACACCUCCCGACGAGCACGAGGAUAAAAAUAAAAGCCAAAGCAGCUGUUCGGCCGCAGUUUGCGCGAUUCCAACUCGUAGACUGCCGGGAUCGCAGGGAUAAGACGCUCCUCGAAUCUGAUUGGCUGCCUGAUGAGCGGGAAUGGUCGGGGCAACCGUUUUUUCUGAGGCCUCACUACCACGUGACAAACUGUCUCGCAGCUAGUUGGAUUGGU